Messenger RNA from Hippocampus zosterae (dwarf seahorse), 4414 nucleotides. Its product is annotated as vesicle-fusing ATPase. Lineage: Eukaryota; Metazoa; Chordata; Actinopteri; Syngnathiformes; Syngnathidae. Gene Ontology annotation, molecular function: ATP binding; ATP hydrolysis activity. Gene Ontology annotation, biological process: SNARE complex disassembly; intra-Golgi vesicle-mediated transport; Golgi to plasma membrane protein transport. The record is from RefSeq and is a predicted model, not a curated record. Gene Ontology annotation, cellular component: Golgi stack. The transcript is spliced from 21 exons. The coding region runs from base 305 to 2551 and encodes 748 amino acids.
UUUCCAUAUUGAACUUCAAAAGAUGCGUUUGACGUGCACACGUGAGCCUGCCGACACGUCAUCCAAAGCCGCUCAGGGAGGCCGGACCAGAGCACGCGAGCUAAUGGGGGGGUGUAAUCCCGGUGUGCGAGCUUCCGCUUGAUUCGGCCAAUCGAAGAAGAGUGCGCUACGCUUAACAACGCCAUCUGCUGUCAAGUCUGCUUCAUGCCCCCCCCCAACCGCCCACUGCCCCCCCCCCCCCACCGUCCUAUGAACAUUCUGGGACCGCUACGACUGCAUCACUGCUCCACCACAAACCGUGAAGAUGGCGGCCCGGACCAUGCAAGCGGCACGAUGCCCAACAGACGAGUUGUCGCUGACAAACUGCGCCGUGGUCAGCGAGAAGGAUCUGCAGUCCGGCCAACACGUGACCGUGAAGACCACCCCCAACCACAAAUUUGUGUUCACCGUCAAGACCCACCACACGGUGGCGCCAGGUUCCAUUGCCUUCAGCCUGCCACAGCGAAAAUGGGCCGGUCUCUCCAUUGGCCAGGAAGUGGAAGUGUCCAACUACAACUUCGACAAGUCCAAGCAGUGCAUCGGUGCCAUGACCAUCGAGAUUGACUUCCUGCAGAAGAAGAGCACCGACUCCUCACCGUACGACUCGGAUAACAUGGCCGCCGAGUUCAUCCAGAAGUUCAACAACCAGGGCUUUUCUGUCACGCAGCAGCUGGUCUUCAGUUUCUGCGACAAACUCUUUGGACUGGUCGUCAAAGACAUCGAGGCAAUGGAUUCCAGCAUCCUCAAAGGCGAAGCGGCCUCCGGAAAGAAACCGCAGAAGAUUGAUGUCGGGCUACUGGUGGGAAACAGUCAGGUGAUUUUUGAGAAGGCGGAGAGCUCAUCCUUGACACUUGUCGGUAAGGCAAAGACCAAGGAGGCACGUCAGACAAUCAUCAACCCGGACUGGAACUUUGAGAAAAUGGGCAUCGGGGGUCUGGAUAAGGAAUUCUCGGACAUUUUCCGGAGAGCUUUCGCUUCUCGAGUCUUCCCUCCAGAUAUUGUUGAGCAGAUGGGCUGUAAGCACGUGAAGGGCAUCUUGCUGUUUGGACCGCCGGGCUGCGGAAAAACCCUCAUGGCCAGGCAGAUUGGCAAAAUGCUGAACGCCCGCGAGCCAAAGAUCGUCAACGGCCCGGAAAUCCUCAACAAAUACGUGGGCGAGUCCGAGGCCAACAUCCGCAAGUUGUUCGCCGACGCCGAGGACGAGCAAAAGCGGCUGGGAGCCAACAGCGGGCUUCACAUCAUCAUUUUUGAUGAGCUGGAUGCCAUCUGCAAGCAGAGAGGCACGGGCGCCAGCAGCACGGGCGUGCACGACACCGUGGUCAACCAGCUCCUCUCCAAGAUUGACGGCGUGGAGCAACUCAACAACAUCCUGGUCAUCGGGAUGACCAACAGGCCCGACCUGAUCGACGACGCCCUCAUGAGGCCCGGCAGGUUUGAGGUGAAGAUGGAAAUUGGUCUUCCCGACGAGAAAGGUCGCGUUCAGAUUCUCACCAUCCACACCAACAAGAUGCAUAGCUUCAACCUGCUGGCGCAAGACGUCAACAUACCAGAGCUGGCGGCUGAGACCAAAAAUUACAGCGGGGCUGAGCUGGAGGGGCUGGUCAGGGCCGCCCAGUCCACCGCCAUGAACCGACACAUCAAGGCUACAUCUACCGUCGAGGUUGACAUGGAGAGGGCAGAGAAGCUGAAGGUCACCAGAGAUGACUUUAUGGGAUCCCUCAACAAUGACAUUAAACCAGCAUUUGGUACAAACCAGGAGGAUUACUCCAGCUACAUCAUGAAUGGCAUCAUCAAAUGGGGCGACCCGGUGACCCAUGUCCUGGAUGACGGAGAGCUGCUCGUACAGCAGACCAAGAACAGCGAUCGCACGCCGCUGGUCGCCGUGCUGGUGGAGGGUCCGCCCCACAGUGGGAAAACAGCUCUGGCAGCCAAGAUUGCGGAGGACUCACAGUUCCCCUUCAUCAAGAUUUGUUCUCCAGACAAGAUGAUUGGACACUCGGAGAUUUCCAAGUGCCAGGCCAUCAAAAAGGUCUUUGACGAUGCUUACAAAUCCCAGCUCAGCUGCGUGGUGGUUGAUGACAUCGAACGUCUGCUGGACUACGUCCCAAUCGGACCGCGUUUCUCCAAUCUGGUUCUUCAAGCCUUGUUGGUGCUCCUGAAGAAGGCACCGCCCAAGGGUCGGAAACUGCUGAUAAUUGGCACCACCAGCAGGAAGGACGUCCUCCAGGAGAUGGAGAUGUUGGAUGCCUUCAGCACCACCAUCCACAUCCCUAACAUCUCGACCGGCGAGCAGCUCGUUGACGCUUUAGAGCUGCUGGGCAGCUUCACAGACAAAGAGAGGGCCAGCAUCGCACAGCAGCUGAAAGGAAAGCGAGUUUGGAUCGGCAUUAAGAAGCUCCUCGUGCUGAUCGAGAUGUCGCUGCAGAUGGACCAAGAUUACCGAGUGACAAAGUUCCUGACGCUGCUGCGUGAUGAGGGGGCGUUGAAUGAAGGCAAUCAAAUCCGCAUUUAAGCCGCCACUCAGUGGUUCCCACUGCGCGCUGCGAUCGCAGCUUUUAUGAGUAAGAGUGGCUUCGGAAAUGCAACGACUAUUUCAUCAUCGACGAGCCGCAAACAGGAUGAGGAAAAGAGGUCAUCGUGUUUGUCCACCAAGUCAUUCCUGCGUCCAUCUUUCUAAAUACACAAUCUGGUAAAAGACACAACCCCCCCCCGCCCCCCCGUUAUCCCCGCAUGAUCCCAUAGGCAAUAUCUUGAUCACUGCCCCGUAUAUUUGUCGUCAUUACUGCAGUCUACAGGAAGUCGUACUGUCGUUGAAUUGUUAUCUGGAAAGAUACUGCAAGAGAUGAUUGUAAAAAAAAAAAAAGUGGUUUUGUGCAUCGUGCUAAAGAAAAAAGCAAACGUGUAUUUUUAGCUUCUUGUGUAGUAGGCGUUGUAUUUGUUAUCGUCUUGCUAAGUUAUAGUCCGGGGGUGUUCAAACCUUUUGAUUCCCCUGUUCGAGUCAGUAUGAUACUGUACAUACAAAGUAAGAAGGCAAGACAAAGAGAACGCAACUAAAACGGACAGAAAUACCGCGCCCAAUAGUUUUGCUUUGUGGACUGUCAGAGGAUUGCAGUGACCAUGUCGUGGCUAAAGCAAAACGUACUUUGUUCCCUGUGUAAAUGUUAAGCCUUUAAUUCUCCGUAACGUGUCCAAGGCCAACUUAAGCCCAAAGUACAUAGUGUAUAUAUAUAAACACAGGCAGUAUAUUGAGAAGCGUUGAAAUGAUCCAAGUUCUUUCCAAAUUACAUCGAGAGACAGACUAUAUAAUCGUGCGAUUUGUGAACCCUUUGGUGUUCCGGAUAUCGUGACAUCAUCAUCGGGCUUAGUUAUAGUGGAAGUGAAUGUUGGAUCGUGGCGUGUCUGUUGUGUGCAGUUCAGUUCAGUACAGUUUAGUAAAAAAAAUAGUGUAGCUUUGGCAUCGUCAGUGUUCAAUGCAAAAGAAAAACGCAGCUUUUAAGGUGGACAUGAAUAAAAAAAUAAUAACAACAAAAGCAAAAUAUUCAAAUGGUUCCUCAUGGAAGCAUGCGUCUCCUUGCCUGCAUGUGUUAGAAGCGAAACGCCGCGUGUGUAUGCAUAUGAAAGUGCAUACACGCUGGCUUAAGUUUACCCUGGAACAAAACUGACUAUGCUCUCAAUAUUUUGUUGUCCAAACUGUUGAGGCAAUCACAGUUUCAGUAUCACCAUUUUUCCUCAACUCAACUGUAUUUCUCGGGCACUUUCAAACAACCACCCGCUAUAUACAAACAAACAAGCAAACAGAAACAAUCCUUUGCACUUACUUUGAAAAAAAAAAAGGGGGCGGGGUUGUUUUUUUUUUUUUCCUGGGCUGCUCCACUACUACGUCCCAUCAAAACACGCCUUGAAUUUGGGCAGGCUACCAAGGAAUCUCCAAACUAGCAAUGCAUCCUGGAACUGAAUGUGCUGCUGAGCUGCUUACAAAAGUUGCCCUCUGGUGAUUGCCUCACACGGUUGCCAAUCACAAUAUUAACCACGCCCCCUCAUUUUUGUUCCAGGCUAAUUUUAUUCGCUUGUUUAUUUACUUGGAUAAUUCCACUGGGUGAAUAUCAUUUGUUAUUACUCACGACAUUUUGAUCGAGUAUUCCUUUUGUCAGUUACUGCGAUGACCAUUGUUUGAUGUGUGAUGAAGAAUCGACUCCUUAAAUCAGGUCGUGCUUACUUUUCCUGUCUUUUCCACCUCAUGAAUGGUGUUUACUGCUUCAUGUCCAAAGUCUUAUUUUCUUCUAAGCAUUGACAACAUUGUUGUGUAUGCGUGCGAGUGUGUAUGUGUGUGAGAUGUAUUAUUGCAAUAAAAAGCACAGAUGCAGAGAAAAAAAAA